CGAGGCUGUGAGCAGCCACAGUGCCCUGCUCAGAAGCCCGGGGCUCGUCAGUCAAGCUGGUUCUCGGCUCUCACUCGGCAGCACAGGCAGGCGAGUGGCCCUUAGUUCCAGGAGCAGAGCAGCAGAGCCCCAGUCCUGGUCCUCCAGCCCCAAGCCUCGCCUGCCCGCCCAGCGCCAGGAUGGCCACCAUCACCUGCACCCGCUUCACGGAAGAGUACCAGCUCUUCGAGGAACUGGGAAAGGGAGCGUUCUCAGUGGUGCGCAGGUGCGUGAAGGUGCUGGCUGGCCAGGAGUAUGCUGCUAAGAUCAUCAACACCAAGAAGCUCUCGGCCAGAGAUCAUCAGAAGCUGGAACGCGAAGCCCGCAUCUGCCGCCUGCUGAAGCACCCCAACAUCGUCCGGCUCCACGACAGCAUCUCCGAGGAGGGACACCAUUACCUGAUCUUCGACCUGGUUACCGGUGGGGAACUGUUUGAGGACAUCGUGGCCCGGGAGUAUUACAGUGAGGCCGAUGCUAGUCACUGUAUCCAGCAGAUCCUGGAGGCCGUUCUCCACUGCCAUCAGAUGGGUGUGGUGCACCGGGACCUGAAGCCGGAGAAUCUGUUGCUGGCCUCCAAGCUCAAGGGCGCCGCGGUGAAGCUGGCAGACUUCGGCCUGGCCAUAGAAGUGGAAGGGGAGCAGCAGGCAUGGUUUGGGUUUGCCGGAACGCCGGGAUACCUCUCCCCAGAAGUGCUGCGGAAGGACCCAUAUGGCAAGCCUGUGGACCUGUGGGCCUGUGGGGUUAUCCUCUACAUCCUGCUUGUUGGGUAUCCUCCAUUCUGGGAUGAGGACCAGCACCGCCUCUACCAGCAGAUCAAAGCUGGUGCCUAUGAUUUCCCGUCACCAGAAUGGGACACGGUCACCCCGGAAGCCAAGGAUCUAAUCAAUAAGAUGUUGACCAUCAACCCAUCCAAACGCAUCACGGCCGCCGAGGCCCUCAAGCACCCCUGGAUCUCGCAUCGGUCCACUGUGGCCUCCUGCAUGCACAGACAGGAGACCGUGGACUGCCUGAAGAAGUUCAACGCCAGGAGAAAACUGAAGGGAGCCAUCCUCACCACCAUGCUGGCCACCAGGAACUUCUCUGGAGGGAAGAGUGGAGGAAACAAGAAGAAUGAUGGUGUGAAGAAAAGAAAGUCCAGUUCCAGCGUUCAGUUAAUGGAAUCUUCCGAGAGUACCAACACCACCAUCGAGGAUGAAGACACCAAAGUGCGGAAACAGGAGAUUAUUAAAGUGACAGAGCAGCUGAUUGAAGCCAUAAGCAAUGGAGAUUUUGAGUCCUACACGAAGAUGUGUGACCCUGGGAUGACGGCCUUCGAACCCGAGGCCCUGGGGAACCUGGUCGAGGGCCUGGACUUCCAUCGAUUCUAUUUUGAAAACCUGUGGUCUCGGAACAGCAAGCCCGUGCACACCACCAUCCUGAACCCCCAUAUCCAUCUGAUGGGCGACGAGUCAGCCUGCAUUGCCUACAUCCGCAUCACACAGUACCUGGAUGCAGGCGGCAUCCCCCGCACGGCCCAGUCGGAGGAGACCCGUGUCUGGCACCGCCGGGACGGCAAAUGGCAGAUCGUCCACUUCCACAGAUCUGGGGCGCCCUCCGUCCUGCCCCACUGAAGGACCAGGCCGGGGGCCCUGGACCGCAGAGAUUUACUCUUCAUUCAUGGAAUGUGGCUGCUGGUUCUCCCACUCGGAUUUUGCUGGAAUUCCCCCAAUCACGUCACCUCACUACCACCACCAUCACCAUCACCGUCAGAGCUACGUCAAAAAAAAUCCUGCCUGCUCACAAAAGCUAUCACGACUUCCGAGCAAAUGGCACAUCUCCCUGCCACCCCCUGUCCCUUUCGCUCUGUGUCACCUGCCAGGGCAGGUCCUCCUCAGGACUGGGUGCCCCCGAGGGUGGUAUGGGGGGGGCUCCCCUCUGGGUGCUGGCUCCGAGGGCUCCCCCUCCUGGCUGUCGUCGGCCUGGUCUUACCUUGGCUGUAGGCCAGAAUGCCCAGCUGUGUGUCCCCCCAGCCGCUGAGGAGAAGGAGGGGCGGAAUCAGGAGGAAUGUGGCAUCCGCCCCCCAUCUCCCUGUCUCUCCCUUCCAGGGUCCCCCUAGCCCCGUGAGCUAGCCUCCCCUGUGGGAGAGGGUGAGAGAGGCGCCGACGCCAGGAGCCCCCACCUCACACUGCCUCCCUAGCUCCUCCUUCUCCAGUCCUGCUCGUCCUCCUGUCCAUGCGGACCCUUCUCCCUCCGUGUGUGGAGUGCGAUCCUCUCAGGGUGCCCCCACUCUUUCCUUCUGCCUUCGGCUGAUGUUUACCUCCAACAGUAACGCCCAUUCCACCCUUCCACCAGUCCCGGAGAAUUCCAGCUUCAUCCCCCCAGAGGGAGAGAAUCUGAUUGCUUUUUUGGGGCAAAGAAGGCACGUUUAGGUACCACUCCUACUUGGACCGCAUGCCUUUUUAUAGCCAAACUCCUGUGUGUUUCGUAAAUGGAUUUUGCGUUCAUGGAUAUUUAUGUAAUAACUAAACCUCUCAAAUUAUUGUGAGGAGGGUCGGGCCGGGUUGGGAAGGGGUGUGGGAAGAGGGGUGAGGGGUAGAUUUUUUCUGUUCUAGGUCUUUUUUUCUUCUUCUUCUUUUUUUUUUUUUGUGGUUUUUUUGUUUUGUUUUUUUGGUUUGUUUUGUUUUUGUUUUCAUGUCAUCUCUGAGAUUCACUCUGUCACCUGUGGUUAUCUGGGUCCGAGGUGGACUCAGGCCUGGGUGGGGUGGAGCGCCUCGCUGACAUUUUGGUCCCAAGGUUCCUUUCAGGACUCUAGAAACACCAGAUGUUAGUGCUAAGAAACAGCAAAUCAGGGCAGAGAGAGUGGGGGAGGUUGUCAGGACAGAAAUAUCUUUUUUUUUUUUUUUUGCUUGCCUCCCAAACUGAAGUUCCUACUAGGACGCUUCCCAACUUCCCAGGAUUUCAUCCCACCGCAUCCGUGUGUGCCCCCCCACACUCCCCAGACUUUGGGGGUUCACGAGCAUGUGUCUUCAUUGCCUCUCCCCUCCUCAUCUGCUGGUUCAAGCAGAGCACUGGAAUUUCUCCUCUUCACACCUCGUCCUGCAGCCAUGGGUUCGAAUCUCUUUCUUUUCUUUUCUCUUUCCCUCUUCCCCGGGAUUGACUCUGAUGUGGAAUGCCUUGGCACGUCCACUAGGAUCUACUGUCUGCACUGUUUUCUUUGCAUGACUUUAUAUGCAGUAAGUAUGUUCAAAAAAAAAAAAAAAAGAAAAGAAGAAAAACAUUCAGCAAAACCAAUCUACAUGUUUU
Messenger RNA from Mustela erminea (ermine), 3321 nucleotides. RefSeq names its product calcium/calmodulin dependent protein kinase II alpha (gene CAMK2A). The coding region runs from base 180 to 1649 and encodes 489 amino acids. The record is from RefSeq and is a predicted model, not a curated record. Gene Ontology annotation, biological process: protein phosphorylation. The transcript is spliced from 19 exons. Gene Ontology annotation, cellular component: cytoplasm; neuron projection. NCBI's taxonomy places the organism in Eukaryota, Metazoa, Chordata, Mammalia, Carnivora, Mustelidae. Gene Ontology annotation, molecular function: ATP binding; calmodulin binding; calcium/calmodulin-dependent protein kinase activity.